Hemisphaericaspora subhashii is the source of this 1287-nucleotide messenger RNA. RefSeq lists its product as uncharacterized. The transcript has a single exon. Bases 1 to 1287 code for a protein of 428 amino acids. NCBI's taxonomy places the organism in Eukaryota, Fungi, Ascomycota, Pichiomycetes, Serinales, Debaryomycetaceae. The record is from RefSeq and is a predicted model, not a curated record.
AUGACUGAUACUAACAACCAUAUCCAAUUAGAACCACAAUUUGAUUCAACAUCUUUCCUGCUGCAACAACAACAACAACCGGAAGAAGACUUAAACUUAGAAUCUGAAGCAUGGGAUACUUCAAUACAAGAAAAUGAGUUACGAAGAGCCUCUCAUCAAAGUUUAUUAGAUGAUGGAGAUGAAGAUGAUAUUGAAAAUUUGGAAGAAAGCUAUAGUAUUAGUAGUGGCAAUGAUGAAGACGAAGUCGCGUCUCAUGAUGGAGUUGAGGGAGAAGAGAAGGAUGGUCAUAAUGACGAGGUGGUUGUCAACACUGCUGAAAACGUAUGGGAAACCGCGGAACCGAACGAAAUAGAGACCAGCGAUGUGAGAGCAUAUGUAGAGGAGGAUGAGUUGAAUGAAAAUACUACAAAAGACGAUGAAAUUGAAUUAUUAGACGUAUCAGAAGCGGACGUAUCACCAACAACAAAUAAACAAGUUGUAGAGAUCGAUGAUCCCAGCGACAGUGAAGAUGAACUCAAGUUACUUGAUGUAGUGGGGUUUGAUACUGAUGGAUUUUCCCAACGGGCAGUGGUAGAGACUUCUGAAAUUGAUCAACAAGUAAAUCAAACAGAAGCUGAAGAGAAGACACAACAACCAACCGUCGAAAACAACGUAAUUGAAAUCCAAUCAGAAUCUGAAACGGAAGAUAUAUCUCCAAUAGAAUCAAAUCAUAUUCUUCUAGAAAAUAAUAAUGAAGACAAUCCUAGAUUCAUUGAAAAUAUUCCAGUGGUUUUAAAUCUCUUGGAUACAGAAUUUCUAUUAUUUCCUAUAAAUCAAGAAACUUGUCUGACUGAUUGUUCACAUCUAAUUUCAUUAUUUGACGAUUAUUCAAAUCAAUCAAUGUCUAUUAAAGAUUUAUUUGAUUUCUUGAGAUUUAAUGAAGAUUUGAAUGAAAUACGACAAUUUCAAGCAGAAGAAGAAAUGGUAUUGGAUAUUCCAAAUUUAGGAGGUUUACAUAUCACUGAGGAUAAUGUUUGUUGUAAAAAUGUGUCUAUUAUUAGUUUUAUUGAAUUGUUUGCAAAAUUGGUUGAUUCUAGUGAUGAUAAACUAGAUAUACCACAAUUCUUGAAUUUAAAUAUUACUACUCAACCAAGAUUUAUUACUAAGUUUAAUGAGUUGAUUAACUCUGUUGAAUUGGGAAAUAUUGGAUUUCAUAGUAUGCAUCAAAAGCGAGUAUCAGAGGAAAAUGAAGAUGAAGAUGAAGAUGACGGGGACAUUUCCAAGAAAAGAAGAAGAAUAGAAGCAUAG